UAAUCAUCUCCUUUUCUCUCUUUGAUUAACAUAACCUUUCUCUUCGCCGGAGUCCCUUUUUUGCGAGAGAAAGGUUCGAUUCUCAUCCGGAGAGAAAAGGAUCUUCAAUAAACACAAACAAAAAAUAAAAAAAGAAUUAAAAAAAUGGGUGCUUGUGCUAGUGUACCAAAGGCCAUGAGGGAAGAUGCCCCUGCUCCUGAACCAGCCAAGGAAGAAACAACCGCCGCCGCCACCGCCGAGGAGACCGAGGUCCCCGUCCCGGUUGAAGUUGAAGAGAAGAAGGUUGAUGAAGUCUCCCCCGUAGAGGAAGCUGAAGCAGCAGCUGAGGCAUCCACCGCGGAGAAGGCUGUUGAAGAAACACCAAAGGAGGCUGAGAUAACCGAAGCCGUCCCGGAGAUCAAACCGGCUGAGGAAGCAUCCCCAGUAAAAGAGGAGAAAGUAGAAGAAAUCAAAACUGAGGAAGCCGCCCCAGUAAAAGAAGAUGUUAAAAAGGAAGAAACUAAAACCGAGGAAGAAACAACCCCAUUAAAACAGGACAAAGAAGAAGAAGAUAAGAAAGAUGAAAUCAAAACAGAGCAGUGAUGUAUGUGUGUGUGUGUGGGGGAGUGAUGGUGUAUACCUUAUGGUAUUGAAUAAUGUAAUUGUAGAUGGUUGUGGGAAAUUAGAUGGCUGCCACGGAGAAAUGAAACGGAAAAAAAAACAUAUGAUAAUGGCGUCUUAGGAUGGAAUGGGAUCUUCGAUGUUCAGGCACCAUUUCUUUGUGUCUGAAACAGGGGAAAAUGUUGUUUUGUUUUUGGAAAGAUCUGUAUGAAUAUUUCUUAGGACAGUUUGACAUAUUCAUAGCCUCAAAAAUUUCGGUUUUCUCUUUGAUUUUUGAUCAUAUUCUAACAUCAAAUCCAAUUAAGGAUGAUGACCAUCAUUUGCGUAAUCUAAAAAAUUG
Oldenlandia corymbosa var. corymbosa is the source of this 940-nucleotide messenger RNA. NCBI's taxonomy places the organism in Eukaryota, Viridiplantae, Streptophyta, Magnoliopsida, Gentianales, Rubiaceae. The record is from the annotation of a GenBank genome assembly.